CACGAUAAACGUCAGCAGUAUCGUAAUGAUCUUCGAGACAUAAAAAUUUUGAUCUCUUUUUUUUUUUUCAUAAGCCGCGAUUAUUUUUCAUAGAUCGCGUCUUCAUUUUACUUAGAGUCCUUUUUAGAAUCAAUUAAAGACUUUUUUUUAAGUAGUAAAAUUAAUAAAAAUCAUGUUACCUACCACUAAUCCAAUAACGAUCUCUCAGAAUACCACAGUGAUUGUUCAUCCUUUGGUACUUUUGUCUGUGGUUGAUCAUUAUAAUCGUGUAGCUAAAAGUACUAAAAAACGUGUCUUAGGGGUUCUUUUAGGACAAAACAAUAAUAAAACUGUCAACGUAGCGAAUAGUUUUGCUGUACCCUUUGAAGAAGAUGAAAGAGAUCCAUCUGUUUGGUUUUUGGAUCAUAAUUAUGUUGAAGCCAUGAAUGAUAUGUUUAAGAAAGUUAAUGCUAGGGAAAAGAUGAUUGGAUGGUAUCAUAGUGGACCUAAACUUCGCGCAUCAGACUUGGAAAUUAAUGAAUUAUUUAAAAGAUAUACUCCAAAUCCAGUUUUAGUUAUUGUAGAUGUAGAACCAAAAGAUAUAGGCAUACCCACUGAUGCUUAUUUUGCUAUCGAAGAAAUCAAAGAUGAUGGAACAGCUACUACUAAGACAUUUAUGCAUGUUCCUUCACAAAUUGAUGCAGAAGAAUCAGAAGAAAUAGGUGUAGAACAUCUUUUACGUGAUAUUAAGGAUAAUGCAGUUGGUACAUUAUCAACUCGUGUUACAGAUCAAUUAAAUUCUUUAAAAGGCUUACAAUCUCGUCUUGAAGAAAUUCGAGAAUAUUUACAAAAAGUUGUAAAUCGCCAGUUGCCAAUUAAUCAUCAAAUAAUUUAUAAUCUUCAAGAUAUUUUUAAUUUAUUACCAAAUCUUAAUGUCACUGAUACUGUCAAAUCAUUUUCUGUAAAAACAAAUGAUCAAUUAUUAGUAAUUUAUUUGUCUUCUUUAAUUCGUGCUGUUAUUGCUCUUCACAAUUUAAUUAAUAACAAAAUCGAAAAUCUUAAAGGUGAAACUGUUCAACCAAUUGAAGAAGAAAAGAAGGAAGAAAAUAAAGUUAAAGAGAAAGACACAAAAGAAGGUGCUGAGGUCAAGGAAGGAAAAAAAUAAAGUUUUGUCUUGUAGAAUUUCAUUUGUUAUUAAAUUUAUAUAUGAUUUUGUAUUAUGUUUGGUCAAUUAAAAGUGGUUUUUUUUAUUAAUA
This is a messenger RNA of Rhizophagus irregularis DAOM 181602=DAOM 197198, 1235 nucleotides long. Its product is annotated as proteasome regulatory particle subunit. Gene Ontology annotation, molecular function: protein binding; metallopeptidase activity. The record is from RefSeq and is a predicted model, not a curated record. Gene Ontology annotation, cellular component: proteasome complex; proteasome regulatory particle. Lineage: Eukaryota; Fungi; Glomeromycota; Glomeromycetes; Glomerales; Glomeraceae. Gene Ontology annotation, biological process: proteasome-mediated ubiquitin-dependent protein catabolic process.